Messenger RNA from Plectropomus leopardus (leopard coralgrouper), 4650 nucleotides. The record is from RefSeq and is a predicted model, not a curated record. NCBI's taxonomy places the organism in Eukaryota, Metazoa, Chordata, Actinopteri, Perciformes, Serranidae.
AUGGUAACCAGAAAGAUCAUACCAUGGUCGCUCGAGGAGGUGCAAAUGUUCCUCAUCUUGCUGGCCGCUAAGCGUAUCCAGCGAGUCUGUGUUGAAUGGAUGCCUUGCACUAUAUACCAUAAACCAAAUCUACCUAAGGAUAGCUGCAACAGUCCACUGGUGUCCAUGUUACCACAUUCAUCUUUCCAGAGUUCUUCACAGUCCUCCAUAAGUUAUGUUGCUCACAAUGCCAAGCUCAAUGGAAGAGAUGGAGCAGGGGGCUGGUCUCCCAGGGUGACAGACUGGGAGCCCUGGCUCCAGGUGGACCUCGGGGACCGGAUGGAGGUAACGGCUGUGGCCACACAGGGGCGCUAUGACAGCUUAGACUGGGUCACCAGAUACCUGCUGCUCUACAGUGACACGGGCCAGGCCUGGAGAGAGUACAGGGAGAAGGAUGCAGGAGGGAUGUUUGUGGGGAAUGUGAAUUCAGAAGUCAUCGUCCAGAAUAAGCUGCCCCACUCAGUAAGAACCCGCUUCCUGCGUUUCAUCCCUCUGGACUGGAACCCCGGUGGUUGGGCAGGCCUCAGAGUGGAGGUGUACGGCUGCUCCUACAAGUCCAACGUGGCAAACUUUGACGGCAGAAGCUCUUUGCUGUAUCGUUUCAACCAGAAGUCCAUGUCGACAGUGAAGGACGUCAUCUCUCUGCGAUUCAAGAGCCAUCAGGCAGAGGGGGUGUUACUGCAUGGGGAGGGACAGAGGGGAGACUACAUCACCCUGGAGCUUCACAGAGGAAAACUGGCCCUCUACCUCAAUCUAGACGACACCAGGGUCAGGUUCAGCAGUAGCCGUGUAGCAGUCACAGUUGGCAGUCUGCUGGAUGACCAGCACUGGCACUCUGUCACCAUCGAGCGCUUCAACAAGCAGGUGAACCUCACAGUGGACUCCCACACACAGCACUUCCAGACCAAAGGGGAAGGAGACACACUGGAGGUCGACUAUGAGCUGAGUUUUGGAGGCAUCCCACUGCCUGGCAAACCUGGCAUCUUCCUCAGGAAGAACUUCCACGGCUGCAUCGAAAACCUCUACUACAAUGGCAUCAACAUCAUUGACCUGGCAAAGAGACGCAAGCCACAGAUUUACACCGUGGGUAAUGUGACCUUCUCAUGCUCAUGGCCACAGAUGGUGGCCUGCACCUUCCUGAGCUCCAGCAGCAGCUUCCUGUCACUGCCGGUGGUCGCACCGUCCGCCUCCAUGGGGGGCUUCUCCAUUCGUUUUCAGUUCAGGACAUGGAACACUGACGGCCUGCUGCUCUCUGCACAGCUGAGGCCAGAGCACCACAGACUGGAGCUGCACAUCAGCAACAGCCGGCUGCUCCUGACCCUCCACAGCCCGGGACAGCAGAGAUCAGAGGCCUCCGCUGGUCACAGAGUCAAUGAUGGACUGUGGCACUCUGCGAGUCUCGACACCAGAAGUCUACAGAUCUCUCUUACUCUGGACAAUGAGCCACCCUCCACCAUUGAACAGAGGGAGCAAGUGGAGGCCAGCGGCAACUUCUACUUUGGAGGCUGUUCCCCAGCGGCCUGCCACAACCCGACUGUGGCCUUCCAGGGCUGCAUGCGCCUCAUCUCCAUCAACAGCCAGCCAAUGAACCUCAAUCAUGUCCAUCAAGGACUGCUGGGACAUUAUAAGGAGCUUCAAUUUGACACCUGCAACAUAAGAGACAGAUGUCUCCCUAACCUGUGUGAACAUGGAGGUCGCUGUUGGCAGUCCUGGCGCUCCUUCUUCUGCGACUGUUCAGGGACCGGCUACUCUGGAGCCACCUGUCACAACUGGUGCCGUCACCGUGAUGGAUUAGGCUACAAAAUCACAGAUGAGGAGAGGGUGUGGACAGUGCUGAACCACAACAUCACAGCUCCAGUCAGAGUCCAGGGCUCGUCUCUGCAGAAACCUCACAUCAUGAUGUUAAACUACAGUGCCUCUGCUGAACAACUGCGCGCCAUCAUUACGGGAUCAGAGCAGUGUCAACAGGAAGUGGUUUACAGCUGCAGGAAGUCUCGGCUCUUCAACACUAAAGACGGCCGCCCGUUGUCCUGGUGGUUGGAUCAGAGAGGAGAGAGGCAUAGCUACUGGGGAGGCUUCCUGCCUGGAGUCCAGCAGUGCUCCUGCAGCCUGGAGGAGAACUGUAUCGACAUGAACUACUUCUGCAACUGCGACGCUGACACAGACACAUGGGCUAAUGACACAGGAGUCCUCUCCUAUAAAGACCACCUGCCAGUGAGCCACAUCAUGAUCGGAGACACCAACAGAACAGGCUCAGAUGCCGUCUACCGAAUCGGCCCUCUGCGUUGUUAUGGAGACGUGUCCACAUGGAAUGCAGCCUCCUUCCACACAGAGUCUUCCUCCCUCUCCUUCCCCACCCUGCAGGCCGAGCUCGCCUCUGACAUCUCCUUCUACUUCAAGACCAACGCUCCUUCUGGCAUCUUUCUGGAGAACCUGGGCUAUGAACACUUCAUCCGAGUGGAGCUCAGCUCUCCCUCAGUGUUGACUUUCUCCUUUGACGUGGGAAACAGUCCAGCAGUCCUAGCUGUAAAGUCCCACCUCCCCCUGAACGACAGGCAGUGGCACUACGUGAGGGCAGAGCGUAACGUGAAGGAGGUGUUGCUGCAGGUCGACCAGCUUCUCCGCUUUCUGAAGGCUCCAGCUGAUGGACAGCGACGCUUACUUCUCAACGGCCAGCUGUUUGUAGGAGGAACAGCGUCUCAGCAGAGAGGCUUUCUGGGCUGCAUCAGGACUCUGACCAUCAACGGUAUGACCUAUGACCUGGAGGAGAGGGCCAAGAUGGUGGCGGGGGUGAGCUCCGGUUGUCCCAGUUACUGCAGCGGCUCCAGUCUCUGCCACAACAGAGGGAGGUGUAUCGAGAAGAGCAGCAGCUUCACCUGCGACUGCUCCCAGUCAGCCUACGGAGGACCCACCUGUCAGGAAGAGGUGUCUAUGUCCUUCGACAGGGAGUCCUCGGUGACCUUUACCUUCCAGGAGCCCUUCUCGGUGAUGCAGAACAGAAGAUCACAGGCCUCAAGUGUUAUCAGAGAAAGAAGCAGCAGUGCCAAAGAGGACAUGGCCUUCAGCUUUAUCACCUCCCAGAGCCCGGCCAUGCUGCUGACUGUCAGCACCUUCAACCAGCAGUACAUUGCUGUCAUCCUGGCUCACAACGGAAGUCUGCAGAUCUGGUAUCACCUGCAGACACACAGGAACCCAGAUGUGUUCAGUCCCAUCCUCAGCAGCCUGGCAGAUGGACGACUCCACCGAAUCAGAAUCCACCGUGAGGGCAAAUAUCUCUAUGUGCAGAUUGACCAGGACAUCCACAGAAAGUACACGCUGUCAUUUGAUGCAGAGCUGAUCUUAAUCAGAUCCUUGACAUUGGGCAAAGUCAUCAGAAGAGACAACUUCCAAAACGACGUAGUUCAAGCAGGUCUGAGGGGUUUCAUUGGCUGCCUCUCGUCAGUCCAGUUUAAUCAUGUGGCUCCUCUGAAAGCAGCACUGCUGAAUCGAGGGAGCUCACUGGUCACCAUCCAAGGUCCACUGGUCCAGUCAAACUGUGGAGCGCUGGCUGACUCAAUCACAUCCAACAAUCUGCAAGAUCAUGCUGCAACAGCAAACAGCGAAAAGGAGCACCAUGACACCCGAAAUGAUGUGGCUGUAAUAGCAGGUGUUGUGACAGUGGUGUUCAUCAUGGUCUGCAUCCUAGGCGUGGUGAUCCGCUUCAUGUACGGGCGGCAAGUCCAGAGGAGCAACCACAGUAUCACCAAGAAGGAGCACCACCACAGCAUGGAGAUAGACAACAGGACUGAGCUGCAUCUCCACAACAGGGACAACAUGAAGGAGUAUUACAUCUGACUACACAAGGGAGUACUACAUCUGACUUCAAGAAGGAGUACUAUAUCGAACCAGGAGUACAAGAUUUGACUACAUGAAGGUGUACUACAUGGGACCACAUGAAGGAGUACUAAAUCAGACUAGGGAUACAAGAUCUGACUACACAAAGGAGUAUAACAUCUGACUACAUGAAGGAGUACUACAUCAGACUAGAAAUACAAGAAAUGAUUACACAGAGGAGUACUACUAACACAGAUCUCGGAGCUCCAGACGUGCAUGUUGAGUAGAGAGGAGAAGCUGAGAGAAAUGCAGCCACUGUGGUUUUGAACCAGCAAAUGAAUGAAAGAUGAGGGAUUUAACACAACUUGCUGCACAACAAUGAAUGAACAUGACCUUUCAUACUUUAAAUGCUGAAUAUUUCCACAUUUCAGUAGAAUAUACCUAAUAAUACCUGGAAAUAAAGAGAAGUAGGCCUGGCCUGUAAGAUAUGUGCACAAUCGCUGCUGUCUUUAAGUGUGUUGGUGAAUGUUGUGGUGAUGACAGGGAAGAGUAACAGGGGGCCAACACUGCCUACUGUAUGAGUGCCUAAUUUGUCCUCAAGUUUUUCUUUCAACAUUUCCAUUUUUUACAGUGAAUGGCACCAAGGGUGUCCUAUUCCCAUAUGCAAUAUGCUUGUUAUCUUUAGCCCACCAUAGAAUUUAGAUGGAAGAUGUUAGAAAUUGUAAUCACCCAGUAACUUAACCUGUCAGCCAUUUGAACAUAGAGCGAUGUGCGCAAAUUUUCUUUCACUGACUUGUU